CGAGGGUUAAGUUGGCAAUGACUUCCUCGAGGCCGCGUAUUCUUGGCUCGCGUUCUCAUAGAGCAGCAGCGAGUGCCGGUUCCCUCGCGUCUUGGUCUAUGCUGUGGCAAAAUGAGAGACCGACUCUUCGAGCUUCAUGAACUAUCAAGGCUUUAUAGCCAACAUACUCCUGUUGUGGAUGCUGACUUGCAGUUACCUCGUGAAACCCUUCUGUUUGAGACAGAUUAUGCCUUAGCAAGUCUUUACAAAGACAUUCAAGCAAUCCGAACAAAUAAUAAUCACCUGAAAGCAGAUGUUCGGCGCCUGAGCAAACAAAAUGCCCGCUUUCUUACAUCUAUGCGCCGCCUCAGCAGCAUAAAACGUGAUACCAACACAAUUGCAAAAGACAUAAAAGCCCGUGGAGAAGAGAUCCACAGAAAGCUUCAGGCUUUGAGAGACUUCAGUGAAGAUGCGGAAAUGAAAUAUGGUUCCGACUCUCUCAUAGCCCGUGUAUCAAAGGACCACUAUGUUGAUCUAAUGUACAGCUUUCAAGAAGCCAUGUUUGAAUACAACGAGACAGAGAUGAACCAGCGGGAGAACUGCAAGACCAGGAUUCAGCGACAGCUAGAGAUCAUGGGCAAGGAUGUGUCUGGGAACCAGAUAGAGGACAUGAUUGAGCAAGGCAGAUGGGAUGUUUUCUCUGAGAACCUUCUGUCUGAUAUCAAGGGAGCUCGUUCAGCCUUGAAUGAGAUAGAGACCCGGCACAAAGAGCUUAUGAAGUUGGAGUGUCGAAUAAGGGACGUCCACGAACUCUUCUUGCAAGUAGCACUGCUGGUGGAAGAGCAAGCGUACACAUUUAAUGUCAUUGAGCUCAAUGUGCAGAAUGUUAAAGACUAUGUUGGAGAAGCAAAAGGUGAAGUGAGGAGAGCCCUAGAAUAUAGGAGGAAACAUCCAUUCCGAACAAUCAUCUGCUGUUGUUUAAAAGGCUGCAAGGGAUAACUGUUAAUUGUCCUUAAAUCAAUAGAUCAAUGAUGUAGGGAACAUUCAAAUAACUAUACAUUUUAUAAUAAAGUUGUUAGUAUCAUGGCCAGUUCAAUGGCACUUUCUUGGAGGGGGGAAAAAAAGGGAUGAAACUACAGAACCGUAAAGGGGCGGGAGUCUGGAUAAUGAAUUUUAAGACAACUGUUGUAAACACAUGAUUCUAGAGUUCUGGUACAUGAUGUAUUGUAAAUAUAAUAUACUUAUUUUUAUAGGCAUGCUUAUUGUACAUAUUCCACAAAAAAGAUAUAAAGUAUUUAUUUUGGUUACUAUAUGAAGGAAAUUGUUAUGUUGCUCUGGUAGCAUUUGCACUUACAAGGGGCUUGAUGAAUGCAGAGAAGCAUGAAAAAGAAGAGAUGAGAAGAAGAUGCCAUUGCUAAUAAUGGUGUACAAGUCCACAGUUUGGGGGUAGAUUGAAGAAGUCUCACAAGAGAAUGGGACAGGGCAGAGGCUAUGAAACUUGUGUGGUUCUAUCUAGAGGCCUGGAGAGCUGGGUGGGAGAAGAGUGAAGCUGGUGGCAGAGGUGGCUUUUAAGCUACCCCAAACCGCUCAUAUGAGGUAAUUUCUGGUGGUGGAAUGUG
Messenger RNA from Gekko japonicus, 1598 nucleotides. RefSeq names its product syntaxin 11 (gene STX11). The record is from RefSeq and is a predicted model, not a curated record. NCBI's taxonomy places the organism in Eukaryota, Metazoa, Chordata, Lepidosauria, Squamata, Gekkonidae. Gene Ontology annotation, biological process: synaptic vesicle fusion to presynaptic active zone membrane; intracellular protein transport; exocytosis. Bases 112 to 978 code for a protein of 288 amino acids. The transcript is spliced from 2 exons. Gene Ontology annotation, cellular component: presynaptic active zone membrane; SNARE complex; endomembrane system. Gene Ontology annotation, molecular function: SNARE binding; SNAP receptor activity.